Molecule: messenger RNA, 1677 nt
Organism: Aspergillus glaucus CBS 516.65
Lineage: Eukaryota; Fungi; Ascomycota; Eurotiomycetes; Eurotiales; Aspergillaceae
Product: cytochrome P450
Exons: 5
Coding region: 1-1677 (558 amino acids)
Molecular function (GO): oxidoreductase activity, acting on paired donors, with incorporation or reduction of molecular oxygen; heme binding; iron ion binding
Source: RefSeq, a predicted model, not a curated record
AUGCAAUUCCGAACAGCUCUAGAGUCCGGUCUAGGUAGUCAAGGGGCCGCAGCUGCGGGUCUUGGGAUCCUGCUGCAUUUGAGCAUCUUUCGUACCAAUUUCCCUGCCGAAGAUUACAUGUAUACGCUGUUGGGGUUCCAUGUGUUAAGUUUGCUUGCAGCGGCCUACGUCUAUUGGGCAAUAGCUCAGUUCUCAUUAUGGCACACUAUUAUGCGCAUCGGGUACCUGUCAUCCUCGUUCCAUGUCGGCCUGUUGCUUAGUAUCAGUGUGUAUCGGUUGUUCUUUCAUCGCCUGAAACAUUUUCCCGGACCCCUGGGAUCGAAACUCACCCGGUUCCACGACGCUUACCUUGCGGCGAAAGACGUACAGUACAAUGUCGAAAUUGGAAAGUUGCACGAUCAAUACGGCGAUUUUGUCCGAACAGGUCCCCGAGAGAUUUCUAUAGUGCGGAAAUCUGCUGUGUCGUUGAUCUUCAGUCCCCAAUCCAAGUGUUCCAAGUCGACGUGGUAUGCUCAGGUAUCGACGGAUCCUAAGUCAUGUUCCAUUCAUCACACCCGCGAUGUUGAUGAUCAUCGUAAACGACGGAAGGCAUGGGAUCGAGGAUUAUCCGUUAAGGCACUUGGAACCUAUGAGUCACGGAUCAAGACCAAAGUCGACUUGCUGUCGGCGCAGAUCGGGGCCCAUUUGGACCAAGCUUUCGAUGCGACCGCGUGGUCCAUGUUUUUGAGCUUCGAUAUCAUGGGGGAAGUCGGGUUCGGUAAGGAGUUCGGGAAUCUGACCACUGGAGUUGAACAUCCUGCCAUCGGGGGUAUCCAUGACAGUAUGACUGUUGCCGGAGUCAUGGGCCACAUCCCGUGGUUGUUGAACCUCCUUGGUCAACUACCAGGGGCCACGUCGGGCUAUACCGGCUUUUUCAAAUGGUGUGCGGACGAAAUCGAACGGAAGAAAAAGGUCUGGGAUGCCAGUAAAUAUCCAGACGAUAUCGUAUCGUGGUUGCUCAAAGCCUACAAAGAAGGAGAUAUCUCUGCUCCUCCGUCCGAAGAGGCGCUUCACCAAGAUUCGCGCGUUCUCGUUGUUGCUGGUAGCGAAACGACGGCGACAACUUUGGCCUCGACCCUCUUCUAUCUCGCCAAACACCCGGCUGUUCUGGUCAAGCUCCAGCGGUACUUGUAUGAAGCGAUGCCGGACGGUCCAGGCGACUGGAGAUAUGAUAGAGUCAAGGAAAUUACGUUCAUUGAUGAUAUUAUCAACGAGACGCUUCGUCUGCGGCCUGCUGUCAUGACAGGGGGUUACCGUGUCACGCCUGCCGAAGGAAUACAGGUUGACGAAGUCCACAUUCCCGGCGAUGUCAAUGUUUUCGUUCCCACGCAAGUGAUCCAGACCCACGAGAAAUACUAUAAGGACGCCAAGCAGUUCAUCCCGGAACGAUGGACUGAAAAGAGGGAGGAAAAGGGGACAGACGGAGCCCCUUUCUUUCCUUUUGUGCUCGGUCCGUACAGUUGUCCUGGUAAAAGUCUGGCCAUGAUGAGUCUUCGUAUUUCCUUGUCCAUCCUGGCCCAACAGUACGAUAUAGCAUUUGCACCGGGAGAAACGGGAGAAAUUUUUGAGAGGCGGGCACGGGAUAUAUUUACCACGGCUCUGCCGCCGCUACACCUCCAAUUCCGAAAGCGAGCGUAA